AAGACCUCCAUCGAUACAUACCCUUCCAGCUUCAGAGCGCAACAACAACAACAACAACACCACGACGCCUGCACCACCACACUCUACUACUACCACAAGACCGUCAUCAUGAAGGGCAACAUCACCAUCUUCGUCAUCAUCAUCGUGCUCUUCAUCCUCUUAGCACUGAUCGGAUUCGGCAUCUACUGGGCACAGACGAGUGUAAGCGGCGCUGGUUCAAGUGUGAGAGGAGGCUCGACGACGACUAGUGGAGACGAAGUGUAGUAGUCUCCGGCACUGGAACUAGAACGACCACUACAACAACAACAACGAUAUCAGUGUGAAGCAUGGAACAAACUAUACCUGUGCGAGAUGAGGAAGACAUGCACACUGUCACGAUAGACACGAUGCACAUGGGAAUGUACGGCAGCGAGCCAGGAAAAUUUGCAUAAGGAUCAUAUUGGAGCAUAGCGAGGCGUUUGGGAACGAUAGCGGCGAGUCUGGAUGGCAGCUGCAUGGGCCUGUUGUAUAUUUGUAUCAUCUAACAUAGGUAAGAUACCCUUUGCGAAGGAAAGGUGGAGAGGAAGAACGUCAAAUGGAGCAGUGUCAAACUUUAAUUGACC
Messenger RNA from Sphaerulina musiva SO2202, 602 nucleotides. RefSeq lists its product as uncharacterized. The annotation marks the transcript as partial. The transcript has a single exon. NCBI's taxonomy places the organism in Eukaryota, Fungi, Ascomycota, Dothideomycetes, Mycosphaerellales, Mycosphaerellaceae. The record is from RefSeq and is a predicted model, not a curated record.